Molecule: messenger RNA, 5774 nt
Organism: Brassica rapa (field mustard)
Lineage: Eukaryota; Viridiplantae; Streptophyta; Magnoliopsida; Brassicales; Brassicaceae
Product: wall-associated receptor kinase-like 17
Biological process (GO): cell surface receptor signaling pathway; protein phosphorylation
Cellular component (GO): plasma membrane
Molecular function (GO): protein serine/threonine kinase activity; polysaccharide binding; ATP binding
Source: RefSeq, a predicted model, not a curated record
AACAAACCUGAUUUUUUUUUAUCUGGUUAAUUAUGUUAUUACAAAUUAUGAGAAAUAUUACAUAGACGAUAUUUUAACAAACCUGAUUCUUAUCUAAGGAUUAUUUUGACAAAAAUCCUUAAGUUUAAUGGGUCCACACGAUAUUAUAUUGAUUAAUUUCUAAGGAUUUUUGGGUAAGGAUCCCCAUUGGACCUGCCCUAACAUGUGGAUGAACUAAACGUUGUCAUAAUAGUAACCAAAGUAUGGUGAGAAGAAAACAUGGAUCAUGCAGCCUUGAAGAUGCCAUACUUUCGCAGUAAUGAGUGAUCUUGUCUCGCGAGGCCGGGUCAUUUUUUUCUUCGAUGUACAUUAAAUGUGGAGUAGAAAUUUGGACAUGCUAUAGAGGUAUUAUUGACAUCCCACUAACCCCUGCACUGAUGUAUAUAUCACGAAGAAGAAGAGUGGAUAUGAAAAGAAAAUAAAACACACAACACAAGAAGAUCGAGAGAAGAAAAGAAAAAAGAGAGAGAGAAAAUGAGGCUUAUACGCCACUUGUGUCUGCUACUUGUACUGAUAUCUAUUUCGGCAGAACCCACCGUUUCAAAUUCUUGCCAAAGGAACUGUGGAAAGAUUUCUAUACCAUUUCCAUUUGGAAUCGGGCAUGGUUGCUACCACAAUGAUUGGUACGAGGUCAAAUGCAAGAAUUUCGUCCCGUUUCUGCCCAAGAUCAACAAGGAAGUGGUCCAAAUCGAUCUUUCGAGACCACUAAAGCACGAAGAUAACUUAGUUGAGUACGUUCCUUUUGGGUCACUCCGCAUCAAAACCAACGUAAAUUCUAUAGGGUGUAAUAGCGGCAGCAGCGGAGAAAGGCCCGAAGAGCUUGUGAAUUUGACUGGAACUCCUUUUCGCAUCAGCGGCAAUCACAUGCUCGUGGCUUUUGGGUGCAAUAACAAGGUCACAUUGACGCAUGUCGAACCCCGAAUUGUCGGAUGCAUUUCUACUUGCAAUAUCACUCAUAUAUUCGAAAACUUUCCUCCUUUCACACCACUGACAACAGGCUGCUAUGGGUACAAGUGUUGCAACGUAAGCACACCUACAGAGAGCAGUGAUAAAAUUGGUGUGAAAAUAGAGAGCAUUGAUGGCAAUAUAACAAGCGGAGGGUGCAGAGUCGCCUUCAUAACCGACCAGUUUAACCAACCGUCGCGGCCGUGGGUUAACAUAACUGAUCCUAAAUGGUUUCACGAGAAGAAAUAUUCCACUAUCCAGCUAAAGUGGAAAGUUCUUACGAUGAAUAUGUCGUUUGAAGAAUCCUUGCAGUGCCUCACCGACCCACUGUAUGACGUUCACUCUAGACCUUGCUUCUGUAGUGGGGUGAUCACUAUUAGGCCCUUUAAGGAGAAGAUCAACUAUCUAAGAUGUGCCUGUACCUAUGGUUACGAGGGCAACCCGUACGAGGUAGAUGGAUGCAAAGAUGUUAAUGAGUGUACACUCCGCGAAGCUGGAAGUCCCAAGUAUUGCCCCACCCGCGGCGAAACUUGUCUAAAUGUUCCAGGAAGCUACCGAUGCGUGAUCAAGGAGGACAAAUCCUACCGAAUUUAUAUAGGGGUUGGCGUAGGUUCAGGCGUGUUGCUUAUAGGUGCAGCAUUUUGGCUAUACAAAUUGAUCAAAAAGCACAUAAAGAGGAACCUCAGGGAAAAGUGUUUUAGGCGAAAUGGUGGUAUGUUACUACAGCAACAGUUGAGUUCAAGGGAAGACUCAGUAGAGAAUACUAUGGUAUUCACUUCAAAAGAGUUAGAGAAAGCGACAGAAGGCUUCAGUUUGGGGAGGGUGCUUGGCCGAGGUGGCCAAGGGACUGUGUUUAAAGGCAUGUUAACUGACGGAAGGAUCGUAGCAGUUAAGAAAUCAACGGUCUUGGACGAAGACAGAGUUGGGGAGUUUAUAAAUGAACUGCUCAUCCUGUCUCAGUUAAACCACCGGAACAUCGUAAAAGUUCUUGGUUGCUGUUUAGAGACAGAGGUGCCAUUGUUAGUAUACGAGUUUAUAUCCAUGUGAGAUAACAAACUAAGUCCCAUAUUGGAGAAUUAGACAAGAAGUGUCUAAUAUAUAAAGAGAUGUCCAACUCUAAUAGUACGAGGCCUUUUGGGAUGGAAACCAAAAGUAAAACCAUGCGGGCUUGCCUAAGGCCCAAAGUGGACAAUAUCGUACUAAUAAGAUAAGAUAGAGUUGGACACGGGAUUUCACAAUCCCAACAAUUGGUAUCAGAGCGCGGUUGACGAGAAAUCUGCAAGAAAAACCGAAAUACCCUUUGAAUGAUGAAUGAGUGAUGAAUGGGUAUCCUAUGAGUUAGGAAUGAGAGGUGUGUGGCAGAAAUCAAGUCAGAAGAUCCUGGAAGUCAGUUGUGGGACACGAGAUGAAUGUGAUCCUUAGUUUGAGGGGGAGAAUGUGAGAUAACAAACUAAGUCCCAUAUUGGAGAAUUAGACAAGAAGUGUCUAAUAUAUAAAGAGAUGUCCAACUCUAAUAGUACGAGGCCUUUUGGGAUGGAAACCAAAAGUAAAACCAUGCGGGCUUGCCUAAGGCCCAAAGUGGACAAUAUCGUACUAAUAAGAUAAGAUAGAGUUGGACACGGGAUUUCACAAUCCCAACAAUCCAAUGGUAAUCUCUUUCAACGACUUCAAGAAGAAAGUGCUGAUCAGGUCUUAACAUGGGAAGUAAGAGUUGGAAUUGCUAAAGAUGUAGCCCGAGGUCUCUCAUACCUUCACUCUGUGGCUUCACCUCCUGUUUUUCACAAAGACAUCAAGUCUGCGAACAUCAUGAUUGACGAGAAUUUCCGAGGAAAGUUGGCAGACUUCGGUACGUCUAGAGUGAUAGCUGGUGACCACAUGAGCCACAUGACGUCGGUGGUUUCGGGUACUCCUGGCUACGUUGACCCCCAGUACCAACAGUCCGGCAGAUACACUGAAAAGAGUGACGCGUAUAGCUACGGCGUCGUUUUGGCUGAGUUGAUAACUGGACGAAGACCAUAUUUCCAAGGAAACAGUACUUUAGCAUCUUUCUUCCUCCACGCAAUGAAAGAGAAGAGACUUUUGGACAUUUUGGAUCCUCGAAUCAGAAACGAUUGUGACCUCGAACAAGUCAUGGUGAUGGCCAACAUUGCGAGUUCGUGUCUGAAUCUCGAGGGGGAGAAACGCCCAACGAUGAUACUCAUCUCCCUGGAACUGGAACAUACUUUUUCUUCCCAUCCGGAUACCAAAACCACGGGGAAUGACAAGGAAGAAGUUGCAGAAGCUAGCGGAAGAAGCAGAGAACCGCUGAGCAUUGAUGUCGCUUCAACUUCAACUUCGUAAUACGAACUCUCGUGAAGCUAUGCGUGGUCCGAUGAUGCUGAACCCUCAUUUCCUCCUCAAACAUGACCCAAUAUCUGAUGUUGCACUUAUCAAAAAGAAAAAAACUAUCUGAUGUUGUUUGUUAACUAUGAAAUUUACGUAUGCUUCUUUUUAUUCUUUUUCAUUUUGAAUAUUAUAUGGUAAAGUGUUUCUCCAGAGCAUGCAGACAUAAUCAUAUUACGGAUAUUUGGUGAUUAUGAUAAGUUAUUAUUUAUGCUUUAAAAAGUCUGAGCAAUCAAGUUUCUAAAGUUUCUGAGGCAUUUGAUGUUCUCAGGCUAUCUGCUGAUGCACCUGAUCAUGAUCUCGGUUUCUCUACCAUCGACUGAAAUCUCCACCCUCUAUUUUCUUUCCCUAGUUUUAUAUUAUGGUGCCUUUCUUUAGUCUUUUUAGCAACUUUCUAUUUAUUAAAACUUAGUUUAUGGUUUUGAGACUUUUAACUUAAUAUUUGGUCCAUUUUAUUUUAGAGUUUAUGUUCCGGAUCCGGACGAUGAUGAUUUUCUUAAUAAUGUCAUUAACCAGAAAUGAAUUUAUUCGAAUGAGUCCUACUUGAAUUUGUGGUUUGCAUUCAACAUUCUUGAUUUCAGUUGUGUAUGUGCACAAACUUAUAUUUUAAUGGUUUUUAAACUGGAAACAACCAGAAAUGAUUUCGUUUCAUAAUAAUAAAUGUUUGAUAUAUUUGGUUUAUGUUGAUCGCAUAUUCACUGAAUCAUAACAAGAAUCUAGUUCAAUUAGUUUAUUAUAUGUUGACUAUAUAUAUAAUAAUAGUACUAUUAUACAUAUUAGCUGAGUCUUCUUAAAUUUUUCUGUUUAUUUACUAAAAGUGAGUCUUCUUAGAUUUAUUUAAAAAAUGUGAGAUGAUUGAUACAUGAAUGAAUGAACAACCUCUAUUCAUGUGAAAGACAUUAUUAAAACUCAACAUUAGUGCUCUAGUUUCAAAUUGACAAUACUUUAGCACGGAAAGAAGACUUUUAAAAGAUGACUGAAUAAAAAUUGACAAUUUUGCAGAGGCUGCAACAAUUACAAAGCAUGUAAAGAUAAAUGGGGCCAUCUAACGAGUAUAUAGGCUGGGAUUGACUCGGCGCUUAAUCAUACGCGCCGAAUCUUAGCAAUUCUAGAGAUACUCUUUUCAUUGAAACCAUCUUCUGUGUGGAGGUACUUACAAUUCUAGUGAGAUAGCCGCACCUCAUAUUUCUGAACUGUUCAGACGUUCAAAGGACUUAUUUGAGACAUGUAAUAGCGGGGCAUGUAAAUUCAUAAAAGAGCAUCGUCAUUGUAUAAUCUCAUUGAUGUUCACAAGCAAAGUUGUCACAUCCAUUGUCAACAAAGCUGAACCUAUAGAAGCCUGCCUAAUUAAGAAUGCACCAUUCCAGAAGGAUUAUCUAACCAUUCUUAACUAUUUUAAGAAUGCACCACAUGCUUUGGUACAGCAGUGACGUCCAUGUCAUUUAAUGAAAUGACUCCAAGAGGCAACAAUAAGUAUGCUAGACAAUCAGAUGAAAACUCAGGAACUAGAUCCUCAGAGAAGUGUAUCAAACAUUUUCCUCUUAGAUGCUUCUGAUCUAGCCAACUUCCCCACAGCUAAUAUAGGCUCAGGGUUUAAUUAUUUUGGUACACAAGGUCUUUUGAGGUCAACCGGAGCUUUCUUUCUCAGUUGCUCUUCAGGUCUUCUCUCGAUCACAGCCGGUGCAGAUUUUGGUGUGUUGUCUUUAAUUACUUAGUGAAGUAUGGUAGUGGCCAUGUUAUAAUAACUAGUAACUGUCAGUUAUGAUUUGAUUAAUUUGUCUUUAACUACCUAUUUUUAGCAUGUAACUAAUUGAUAAUUAUGUAAUAUUCUCUAAUUUAUAUUAUUUGAUAUUAUUGGCCAGCCUUGCUUUUCGACAAUUGAACUCUCUUCAGGCCAUAUAGAAAUAAUUGGUUUAUGUUUAUAAAUUUAGAUAAAUCCAUUAAAAUUAUUUUAUAAUUAAGCGAAAAACACUCUUUCCAUGUAAUUUGUUAUGUUUAAAUACUACACCUUUGAUGUUCUCAGAUUCAUACUAAUUCAAAAAUAUAUUUUUUUUUUGGUUCAAAAAAAAUGAAGAAUCUCAUAUUUUUUGUGUCAGUUACUGCUAUGUAUGUUGGAUUGAGUGAAGCGCUACCACCAACAAAAGAUUGCAACGAUCGCACGAUAGAAUUUCAAAACAAACUCGGUCCUGGUAAGAUUCUGGGAUAUUCGUGUGAUUGGGUUACACGUCGUAAUUUUCCUAGAAAUGGAACUUUAAAAUUUAACGAAAAAUAUGUAUAUGAUGGAGCGACGAACGUUCCAAAAUGGAGUUGUUUUUUGCGGGCUAAAGGACUUUAUUAUCCAUUGAUAGUAGAAUUAUCACCUCCGACACCUCCAUGUAAUAAUGGGUUGCGCUCAUGGAUUGUUAAAA